CUUGGAGCUUCGCUGGAUUCGGCAGCGCACCGAUAGUGCAGUGCGGUGGGCGGACAGACGGCUGCUACUGUCUCAGAGCUUUUCUCGAACGCGGACUUUUCCUGAGGUGCUUUGUGCCACAGAAAAGCGCGGUGGGCGCUCGCCUCUCCGCCUUUGCAGUUCUCCCUGCGUAAUCUUCCUCUUAAUGUAUCAAUUGAGCGUGGUCCUUUUUUAUGGUCCUGUUUUCCCCGAGGCUAGCCCAAGAAGUCUGACUCAGAUAACGCUUUUUUCCAUGUCCGGAAGGGUGUGCCUUACUUUUAGCGUAUCUGUGCUAUCCUUUGGUACGUGUUACUGUGCUUUUAUCGGUGUUGCCGCUCCGGACUUGCAAAACAGUAAAUGGCACGUACUCCCCCGGAGACCUUAUGCGGUAAAUGCACAGGAACUUCAUGCUCAUUUGAACGGCUGUAUCAGUUCUGCCACUAUGAAGAAGCUUAUGGCCCAGAAGCCAUACCUGCAGAUCCAGAAUGGAAUGACAGUGAUUGAUAAAGGAAAGAAAAGAACCUUAGAUGAAUGUUUUCAGAUGUUUCAGCUUAUCUAUCAGAUUACCACAAGGACUGAAGAUAUUUUACUGAUAACUAAAGAUGUUAUUAAAGAAUUUGCUGAUGAUGGUGUCAAGUACCUGGAAUUGAGGAGCACCCCUAGAGAAGAAAAGUCCACAGGUAUGACCAAAAGGAUGUAUGUUGAAACCAUACUUGAGGGUAUAAAGCAGUGUAAAGAAGAAGGCUUGGAUAUAGAUGUAAGAUUGUUAAUAGCCAUAAAUAGAAAAGGUGGCCCGGCAGUUGCUAAGCAGACUGUUAAACUUGCUGAAGAGUUCCUUCUUUCCACUGAUGGGGUUGUAGUAGGACUUGACCUCAGUGGUGAUCCCACCGCAGGACAUGGUCAAGAUUUUUUGGAACCACUCUCAGAAGCAAAAAAAGCAGGUCUAAAGCUGGCGUUGCAUCUUUCAGAGAUCCCAAAUCAAGAAGAAGAGACCAAAAUUCUCCUGGGCCUGCCUCCUGACAGAAUUGGUCAUGGAACAUUUCUCAACUCUGCAACAACAGGCUCAGAAGAGUUAGUGCCACUUGUCCGACAGUAUCAUAUACCUAUUGAACUUUGCAUGACAUCGAACAUCAAAACUCAAACAGUGUCUUCCUGUGACAAACACCAUUUUGGAUACUGGUACAACAUGGGCCACCCUGCAGUGCUUUGUACUGAUGAUAAAGGUGUCUUUGCAACAGAUCUGUCACAAGAAUAUGAGCUGGUUGCAAAAACAUUUAAUCUGACUCGAUCACAGAUGUGGGAUCUUUCCAACGAAUCAAUCAACUAUAUCUUUGCUUCAAGUGUAGUGAAAUCAAAGCUAAGGGAACAAUGGUGUAAGCUGAAGCCAACUCUGUUUGAUUAACCAAACUGUUGUUCUCAACAGCCUGGCUGUGUUAGCUUAGGUAAAAAGCAUUUUUUACUGAAGUCCCUGGCUUUUUUCAGACUUCAGGUUUAUAAAUCCAGCUCAUUAACUGUGCCUGUGCAAAAUGAAGACAGUGGGAAUGCAUUCUUUGUUAGUGGGGACAGAAGUUAAUGUUCUUUCGUAGUUGGGAAGGGCUCUCAACCGGUGACUAAAAUUCCAAAUGUGUCCUCGCAUCAUUUCUCUCCAGCUGAUACGCCAUCAUACUACAAACAUGAGAGUCAGAAUAAAAUAAAGGCACUGCUGUUAGGGUUUAAAAGGCCUCGGCUGGCAACAUUACACCAAGCAGUUUGUAUGUGUGGUGUGAAUAUUUGGGGUUUUUAUUGUUUUUAAACAGAAGUUUUGAGCAAUUGAUUGAAUGUGAAGACAAACUUGAAGAGAAUGAAAUAUUUGUCUCAGAGGAAUUCUAUAUUGCAUCCGUUUUUAUUGGCGUACAUGUAUGACUGAAGCCUGCUGUGGAUUGUGUAGCACAUGUGGUAGUGCCUGCUGAUGUUCUUUCAUUGUUUGAUCAAGUUGCAUUAUCACUUGCUGUUUGAUCAAGUUUGUCUGUAUUUUCUUUCUACAAAAUAAUUACUACGGUACAUGUGUUCUUCCUUUCUUAUUGAAAAGCUCUCUAAAGUCACAUUGAGCAGCUUUCUGGAAUGUUAUAGUUACAUGUAUUUCAGGAUAAGUGGGCCUAUGCUCAAGCGAGAUGGCAUUCUCUUCUAAGUUUUAUUAGAAGGCAUAACCUAUUAUAUUGUAACUCUUCAGUAACAUAGUAUUUGGUUUGUUAGGGAACUGUCAACUUCCCACUUAUUUACUAAAGGGUCAUCCUCAGUGUUCAUUUUGUCUGUCUAAAACUUUCUAAAGCAAAAUAAGACUCGUAAUUAGUGUCUAACGAGAUUUCUUUAGUUUGAAACUGUUAGAGCUAUACAGGGGUAAGUUUGGUUUUUUUGGAUUGGUGGUUUGUUUGGUUUGUUGUUGUUUGGUGAUUUUUUUUUUUUUUUUUUUUAAGGUUUACAUGUUGAAUGUGACAUGUACCUGUGUUCCUUCAGAGAGUGUAGCCCUGGUAAAUGCUGCUAUUUUCAGCUUCCUUUUUUCCCUGUGAGCAUACUGUGUCUUAAGAGAUUUUUAACAUUAUGGCCUGUUACAUACAGACUUCUGUGCGUCUUCAAAAUAGUGCCUUGUAUCAGCUGUAGUACUGCCCCCAAACAGUUUGGUACAUAAUGACCCAUGGAUGCUGCAUAGUUUU
Molecule: messenger RNA, 2708 nt
Organism: Phalacrocorax carbo (great cormorant)
Lineage: Eukaryota; Metazoa; Chordata; Aves; Suliformes; Phalacrocoracidae
Source: RefSeq, a predicted model, not a curated record